CCCAACACUCAAAUAGCCAACGUUCCAGGUAGCUGUGAGGAAUGUUUUUGCUCUUCAUUGAAAGAUCCGGAUUCUGACUUUAAUAUUGCAUAUUGUUCCAAUAUUAUAUGCAGUACAUUAUGUCCACCAGUAAGUUAAAUUAUUUACAGUAUUCAUUGCUGCCAAUCUGAUCUCCUCCCCAUUCCACAUUAAAUGCAGCUUUCUUCUUUUUCAGUUAACAUUAUGUAUUGUGUUUCACCUUUAGUAUAAUUACACCGUUAUCAGACAUUCCUUAAAUAUACAAUAAUGGCAUGUUAUGCAGAUACAACAUGGUCUGUUAUGCAAAUUCAAAUAUACAAUGGUAUCCUGUGGUUCUUAAUCCCUGGGUCAGAAAUAAAAUGUGGGUCCCCAUUACAUUUUAUGGGAUCCCCAAUGGUUGGAAAAGCCAUCUUAUAUUUAUCUCAUAUAUAUAUAUCAGGUUCCAUCACUCUCACAUCCCAAAACUCUUCCUCCCAACCUUUUUCCAGUCUAAACCAGACAAAUAGGACCAGCAGAGAAAAUAAUUUGUAAUGCAACUCAGUGAUGUGAUUUCUAAAAAUCAAAACAUUGAUGUGCAUUGCAAAUUCUUAUCUGCGCUUGUUCAAUUGUUCUGUUCUGUGUUACAAUUGCUAUGCCACUAUUGGAGCCACAGUGGACUAUGAAUUAAGCUGCACAGAAGUUUAAUAUUGUGUUUAAAGUUUAGGUUUUUUGUUUUCACAUUUUUGGUACCAAUUUUUGAUGCUACCAAUUUUUAAAAUCCUUUUCAUUAAGUUUAACCCUUUUUGUUCUUUAUUUUUUAAAUAACUUUUAUUAGUAAGUUUUUUCAAAACAUAACAAUAUAGAUUUGUACAACCUACAUAUCAAUAUUUUUUUCAAAUAAGUGUUUACAGAAAAAAAAGUUUUGUGUUCAAUUUUCUUCCAGAUUUUAAUAAGGUAUCAAGAUUUACACCAGCAAUUUGCAGAUGGUACUCUGUCAAAUUCAUUAGCUAGAUUGGUUGAAUAUUUUUAGGCUAAUUGGAGAACUCAUGUUGUCUGUUUAAGACUAAUGUGAAACCUGUUCUGAGAUAUAGCAUAGCAGUUUAGACUGUUUUCAUAUACACAAAUACCCUGGUGGCAUUCACUUGCUCUCCUUCUCAUGUUGUUGUGUGCGUAUAUAUUUAUAUAUUUAGGGAGACAGAAAGGAAAAGUUACAUUUCAUGAACAGAAGUGUGCUAUAAUCCAAAUGCCUGCAGUAGCGCCAUUAUAGCAUGAGUAUAAAUAAAUUGUAGAGAUUACAAAUAAAUUGUAGAGAUUACACCAAGGAUAGUCAGUCCACUGAAGCAUUAUAUAAGAUAACAUAGGCGAUCAUUACAGAACAUAAUCCACUUCAAAAUUAGCAAUUAUCAAAAUAUCUUUAUUCAGAAGCUUCAUAAACCAUCGACAUAUCAUGAAAGGUAUACACCACAGAAACUGUGUUUUCUAGACAAUGUAUUUCCAACUUCAAUGUCUAAGACAUUAACUCACAUGCAAUUAUUGUUCCUAUAUAUUAAUAUAUUAAUAUAUUACCUUUUAUACAGUUGUGUUUAAAAGUUUGCAUACCCUUGUAGAAUAUGUAAUAUAUGUGCCAUUUUUAAAGAAAACAUGACUGAGCAGGCAAAACACAUUUCUUUUUUUUUCUUAUGGUAAUCAUAUUCAACUGUAGGUUAUAACAGAAUGGCACAAUCAUAAAACAAAACAUGGCAACAAAGAAAAAAAAUGAAAUCACCCCUGUUCAAAAUUAUACAUACCCCAAGUUCUUAAUAGUGUAUUGCCCCCUUUAGUAUCAAUGACAGUGUGCAGUCUUUUGUAAUAGUUGUCUAUGAGGCCCCUAAUUCUUGCAGGUGGUAUAGCUGUCCAUUUGUCUUGGCAAAAUGCCUCCAGGUCAUGCAAAGUCUCUGGUCGUCUUGCAUGAACUGCACGGUUGAGAUCUCCCCAGAAUGGCUUGAUGAUCUUAAGGUCAGGAGACUGUGAUGGCAACACCAGAACUGUCACCUUUUUCUGCUGUAACCACUGGAGGGUCAGUUUGGCCUUGUACUUAGGGUCAUUGUCAUGCUGGAAAGUCCCAUGCACAUAAUGCUCUAUUUUGGUCUUGUCAAUACAAACUACAGUGUGCCAGAAGUUGUGAGGCGAGUCAAGGUGUCGUCGAGCAUAUUGUAACCAGACCUUUUUUGUGGCAUUAAGUAAAGUAAAGACUUCUAUCUGGCAACUCAACCAUGCAGCUCAUUUUUGUUCAAGUAUUGUAGUAUUGUGCUCCUUGAAACAACCCCCACCAUCUUUUUUCUAGAACAGUUUGCAUUUCUCCUGAGGUUACCUGUGGGUUUUUCUUUGUAUCUCGAACAAUUCUUCUGGCAGUUGUGGCUGAAAUCUUUCUUUGUCUACCUUGACUUUAGCUUGAUAUCAAAACAUCCCCGAAUUUUCCACUGCUUAACCCCUUAAGGACACAUGACAUGCAUGUCAUGAUUCCUUUUUAUUCCAGAAGCUUGGUCCUUAAGGGGUUAAUAAGUGAUUGAACAGUACUGACUGUCAUUUUCAAGGCUUUGGAUAUAUUUUUAUUUCCUUUUCCAUCUUUAUAAAGUUUCAUUACCUUGUUUCACAGUUCUGUUGGCAGUUCUUUUCUGCUCUCCGUGGCUAAGUAUCUAGCCUGCUCAGUGCAGCCAUGUGAGAGCUAACAAACUGAAACUAAUUGCAAUUUAAAAAGCCACAGGUAUGGGAAAUUAACCUUCAGAUGUCAUUUUAACAUGUGUGUCUCACCUCUGCAACAAGGCGGAACAUUCAAGGGUAUGUGAAGUUUUGAUCAGGGCCAUUUGGGUAAUUGCUGUUAUCAUUAUGAUUUACAAAGAAACCAAACAACUAUGUCAUAAUAAAUGGCUUCACAUGAUCACUAUCCUUCAAUAAAAUAUAUAUUUUUUGUGUGUGAUCAGUCAUAUUUUCAAAAUCAAUACCAAAAUGUCACAAUUUCUGCCAGGGAAUGCAAACUUUUGAGCACAGCUGUAUAUCUAAUUUUGUUAAUUAUUAAUUUCUAUUUAGCAAUCAUUGUAAUUGCUGUUUAUUUGAGCAAACCAAUACAACCAACAUUCUUUCUGUAUUCUCUAUGCACUUCAUAUAAAUAAAUAUGAACUAAAUAAACAAUUAACAAAUAAAAAUAUCAACUACUAACUAAAACAUGGAUCAUGAGCGAUUCCAUUUAUAAAUCAAAUAUCCCAGCUUGAAAAUUGUAGAUUUGUAUUGAUCUGAAUAUGUCAAUGAAAUUAUUUCAUUUAUAGGGAUAAUAUCACAGCCCAGGAUUUUAACAUUUUGCUAAUUGAUGGGUGUUUAUAAAGUAUGAAAUUACACUUGCAACUGUGGGCUUCCAUCUUAGCUCCCCAUCAUUCUUUGUUAUAAGAUCUAUUGUUCGGGAAAUUGUACCAUAUAUAUGUAUGUAUUUCUCUUCCAACUCCAGGGCCAAGAGUAUGAAGUUUCUCCUGGUCAGUGCUGUGGAAAAUGUGUCCAGACAUCAUGUGCAAUUGCAAUGCCUACAACAGCUGAUGAAUCACUGUUGACUACACCAAGUGAAAGCUUUCACUUAAUAAUGGUACCAUACUUCAUAAUUUGCACUCUUAAUAUUGUAUUCUAAUGUUGAAACACAUUGUCCACAUGGCCAUGUGACAUAUACACAUUGCUAAAUGCAAAUGCCACUAACUCUUAUGUUUAUCUUUAGGGACUGCCUCUUAUGUACAGUCCUACUCCUAAAAUAAACGGACCAUCAGCAAAGUAGUUUUAAAUAUAACUUCAACUACAGAUCUUUUUCAAGCUUAUAUUUUUCAUAAGUACCUGUCUAGAGCUACCUACAAUUAUUAUUAUUUUUUUUUUUUUUUAAAUGUUUUACCAGGAAAGAUACAUUGAGAUUUCUCUCGUUUUCAAGUAUGUCCUGGGUCCACAAAACAUUGCAUUGAUACAAUAUGGUACAAUAAAAAAAUAAAAAAAUAUAAAUACAUAAUAUAUACAAAAUUAAACAUAGAACUGGUAGGAAAUAUAUAAUUAACCAUGACAGGUGCAUUCUGUUUUGAGAUAUGUAGAGAUCGAUCUCUUAAAGGAUUUUAGACCUGGGGAAGAUAUGAAAGUGUGUGAGAGGUAGUUCCAUAAUUGCGGUGCUCUGUAGGAAAAGGAGGAUCAAGCUGCUUUCUUUUUGUAUUGAGGUGGUAGACUAAAUAAAGUGCUGGUACUGGAUCAGAGGCUAUAGUAGGUGGGGACAGCCGGGGAGAGCAUUCUGCUCAGGUAGGGUGGGAGCUUCCCAGAAAUGCUCUUAAACAGAAGGCUGGAAAGAUGAAGGGUGCGUCUGGAUUCCAGCGACAGCCAGUUUAGUUCUUUUAGCAUUUCAGAAUGGUGAGUCAUGUUAUUACAUUGUAACACAAAGCAGCAGAACGAGUUAUACAAUGUAUUAAGUUUAUUAAGGUGGGUUUGCAGUGCAGGUGCAUAUACUACAGCCCCAUAAUCAAUGAUUUGUAUCAGCAUUUGCUGUACAAUAUUUUCCUUUACUGCAAGGCUCAGUCUGGAUUUGUUUCUCUACAGGGCACCUAGUUUGGGAUAAAGUUUAGAUGCAAGUUUUUCUAUGUGGAGGCCAAAAGAUAGAUUGAGGUAUAACAACAUACCUAAGUAUUUGAAAGAGUAGACUGUGGUCAGUGUGCUAUUUAAUUUUGUUUUGAUGGUUAGGUGGGAAUUGUGUAAUUUGUGUAAUUUAGGUACAGUUCCAAAGAUCAUUGUGACAGUUUUGUAAAUGUUUAGGAAGAGUUUGCUUUUUGUGAUCGACUUUUCUACCUCUGUGAACUGGUCUUGGACAACAGCCUCAAGAUGUGGUAGAUUGGAUUUACUUGCAUAGAUUACGGUGUUGUCUGCGUACAUGUGUACAUUUGAGGAUUUGCAGACAUUAGGCAGAUCAUUUAUAAAUAAUGUGAAUAGUAGGGGGCCAAUAAAGGAACCUUGGGGAAAUGUUCAGGCCAAAUAUGUUCUUUGGGAAACUCUUUUCUACUUAUAUGAAUUUAAAGUAUUUCCUAAUAAAACCAUUAUCAUCAAUGGAAUAGAUUUGACCAAGGUACACAACAUUGUCACCAGGUAACUUUCUGGCACCAUUAUAUUGUAAAGUAUAACCUGAUACAUUAUUAUUAUGAAUACAUUUUACAUUAGCAAUGUAGUGAAAGAUAUACAAUAGAUACGUCAUUUAGAUAUGUAUCUAUUUAUUUGGGGUAAAUGCAAUGAUUUUGAUUUCACUUUCAGAAUAUUUCAGUGUCAGGCAAAAACAAAUACAGUGCAAUUUAUAGAUUCCCAUUCAAAGUAUAGAAUUUACACAAUUAUUAAACAAUGGAAAUGUAUUGCAUGAAGUUUGACCUAAUGAUAUGAGAUACAUUUCUAAAGUAAAUUCAUCUGCAUUUUGCAGACAUAAAUACAAAAUGUUUGCCACCUGGCAUCACAUACAGCCAAGGGGGGACAUAGAUGAAAAAACAAUAAAUUACAGGAACAAUUCAAGAACCUGAAGCCUAGGUCAAUGUGUCCCACUAUUGAGUGUUAUUAAAAUCAUUUGUUUGUGCCUAUAUAUUAAUUUUUUGUUAUGCUUACUUUAGUGUAUAAAAGAAACACUUUAAGCACCAUAACUGCUACACGGAGUUGUAGUGCUUAAGGUGUUUGAAUUCCCAUGGCACUCCCCCACUGUAAGCAGUGACCCAUUUUUUAAUGUUUGCCUUCUUUCCUGGUGUCUUCUUUGGAGCUCUCUGCUCUGAGCUAAGCCGGUGGUGUAGGGCUUAGCUCAUUAGCUGAUGCUCUCAGGGGUUUGUAAGAGAGCUAACAUAAACUCCUGUCUAGGUGUUUCACACUCUCUGGCAGAAGUAGUGCAGGUGAAAAUAGCACCUGUCUCAAUGCAGGUUAGAAGUUGAAGUGGUAUAUGCAGCAGUUGAGAUGUUUAGAAAUAUAUGUUUAUACAAUUCUCUGAGUUAAUUAACAAAUUUGUUACCAUAUUGUGAUGAUUACUUGGGAAUCUUUUGAUUAUGGUAGUUCCCCUGUAUGUUGAAUACAAUCAAACCCUCAACAAAUACAUAAAGUGUAAAUACUUUUUACAUGUUAUAUUACCUAUUAGUCGGAAAUGAGAAAUCAGUGCUGAAGGGUAGAUAAACUGAGUAUUUUAUUGAAUAGGGAGAUGAAUUACUAAUGAAGUUUCUUAUUAUAAACGUGUAUGAAUUUGUUCUAUCAUUUACCUUUUUCAGCUAUGAUUUAAUUGUCUUUUUGCAUUUGAUUAGGUUGGAGAAACCUGGUACCCAACUGGUGAUGCCUGUACAUCAUACAAGUGUGAGGUGGCAGAUGGUCAGUUUUCCACUGUUGUAACUAAAGAGACCUGUGUAUAUGUUAGAGAAGAGGACUGUGAACCC
Messenger RNA from Pelobates cultripes (western spadefoot toad), 6428 nucleotides. The record is from the annotation of a GenBank genome assembly. Lineage: Eukaryota; Metazoa; Chordata; Amphibia; Anura; Pelobatidae.